Molecule: messenger RNA, 1741 nt
Organism: Tribolium madens (black flour beetle)
Lineage: Eukaryota; Metazoa; Arthropoda; Insecta; Coleoptera; Tenebrionidae
Product: 4-coumarate--CoA ligase 1-like
Exons: 6
Coding region: 121-1680 (519 amino acids)
Biological process (GO): long-chain fatty acid metabolic process; fatty-acyl-CoA biosynthetic process
Molecular function (GO): long-chain fatty acid-CoA ligase activity
Source: RefSeq, a predicted model, not a curated record
GUCAACAAGAGUGGGUCAUUACCUUAUAAUUAUUAUAAGCUUAAAAUUUGAAAUCAGAAGGAAUAAGAAAAUUUCGCCGUCGCCUUUAUAAGAAACUUGACUCGAAAGUCUGUUGCAAUCAUGAGUGAAUUAAUACAAGUUGGUCCUUCUAACACUUGUAAUGACUUUCCAUUGGAAUCACUAGGAAAAAUUUUUUACAAAAAAAUUAAAGAAUGGGAUUGUGAUCGAAUUCUUUUGAUUGAUUCUGAAGGAGAAAUAACUUAUGGAGAAUUUCAAAAACUAACUGUUCAAUUGGCAAAACAGUUUCAACGUCUGGGUAUUAGAAAAGGUGAUGUAAUUACGAUAAUUUCCCCAAAUCACUGGAGAUUUAUUGCGACAAUUGUUGCCGGAUUUUAUAUUGGAGCCACAAUUAAUCUUCUUAACUACGACUACACUUCUGGAGAACUAAAACACUUGUUACUAAUUUGUAACCCUGUUUUGAUACUUUGUACUAAGAAAUCAUUAAUCAAGCUCAAAAAACUUGAAAAUGAAGUUGAACUUCCACAUAUUUUGCUAUACGACUCUGACUUUGAUUCUUCACUAAAGUGUAGUUACAGUGAGGAAUUUAAACCUAUUGAUGAGUUAGAUCCGAUGACAGAAGUUGCCUUAAUUUUAACAUCAUCAGGUACAACAGGCUUUCCAAAAUGUGUUCAAUUAACCCACUCAAACAUGCGAACAACAAUGUUGCAUGCUAUGGAUCCCACUUUUUUGGAUCUUAACAAACACGAAUCCUGGAUUGCAUUUCUUCCAUUUUACCACGUGUUUGGUUGUGCCAUUGCACUAGCUUCAAUUUUAAGCGGUUGCAAAACAGUAAUUAUGGAAAAAUUUAUUCCUGAUUUAUUUUUAACCUUAAUCCAAAACCACAAAAUCACAAAAUUGUUUGUGGUUCCUCCAAUUUUACAAUUUUUGGUCAAAAACCCCUUAGUAGAAAAAUUCGAUCUUUCCUCGGUCACUGAUAUUUUGUGUGGAGCUGCUGUUGUACGUAAAGAACUGGAAGAAAUGGUCCAAAAAAAGUUUCAGAUCAAGUCAGUCAGGCAAGUGUAUGGAAUGACCGAAGUUUGUGGUGGUGCAACCAUGAUUCCUAAAAAUUUUCAAAAAUAUGGAUCUUCAGGGAAAGUCAUGUCUUAUACACAAAUCAAAGUUUGUGAUGUGACAAGUGAAGAAACUCUUUCAGCGUAUCAAAUUGGAGAAAUACGAAUCAAAGGUAAUGGAAUAAUGAAAGGUUACUUGAAAAAUAAAGAAGAAACAGAAAAAACGUUUAAUGAAGAGGGAUUUUUGAAAUCUGGUGAUUUAGGUUACUACGAUGAAGAAGGUUACUUUUAUAUUGUUGAUCGUUUGAAGGAAAUUAUUAAGUAUAAAGGAUUUCAGGUAUCACCAGCUGAGUUGGAAAAUUUGUUAAUACAACAUCCUGCUGUUAAUGAUGCAGCUGUUGUUGGAUUACCGGAUGAAAGAGCCGGCGAGUUACCUUUGGCAUUUGUUGUUAAACAAGAUAAAAAUAUCACGGAAAAAGAACUGAUUCAAUACAUUUCAGAAAAUAUUUCUAAACAAAAGCAUUUGUAUGGAGGAGUUAGAUUUAUUGAAAGUAUCCCUAAAAGUCCCAGCGGUAAAAUUCUAAGAAUAAAACUAAAAGAAAUGUUAUAAUACUUAUAUUAUAUUAUAUUUUCAUGUUUGAUGUUUUCAGGUGUUAAAAUUAAAGUUUGUA